AUGGCCACCACACCGGCAGGGCGCAUGCUCUCGCGCCAACUGCAGCAAAUGCAGUCCAGCAAAGAUAUCCCGGGGAUAAGCUGUGGUCUGGUGGAUAAUAACGUGUUCGAGUGGGAGGUUAUGUUGAUGAUUUCGGAUGAUGUGCAGUUGUAUGGUGGAGGCUUCUUCCGUGCUCUCCUCUCCUUUCCCCAGGAAUACCCACACAUGCCUCCGAAGAUGAAAUUCGAGUCGCCUCUUUUCCAUCCUAAUAUCUACCCAACCGGCGAAGUUUGCAUCUCCAUCCUGCACCCCCCCGAGGAAGACAAAUACGGCUACGAGUCCGCCGCCGAGCGCUGGUCCCCCGUGCAAACGCCCGAGACGAUCCUGUUGUCAGUGAUUUCGAUGCUGUCGUCUCCGAACGACGAGAGUCCGGCAAAUGUGGAGGCGGCGCGGUUGUGGAGAGAGGAUCCGAAGGAGUUUAAGAGGAGGGUUAGGAGGUGUGUUAGGGAGAGUUUGGGGGAAGAAUAA
Messenger RNA from Aspergillus chevalieri, 507 nucleotides. It is a transcript of the gene UBC15, whose product is annotated as putative ubiquitin conjugating enzyme. The transcript has 3 exons. Gene Ontology annotation, cellular component: endoplasmic reticulum; cytosol. Bases 1 to 507 code for a protein of 168 amino acids. The record is from RefSeq and is a predicted model, not a curated record. NCBI's taxonomy places the organism in Eukaryota, Fungi, Ascomycota, Eurotiomycetes, Eurotiales, Aspergillaceae.